CAUUAAUCAGUAUGGUAAGACUAUUGAAUUUCAGAAUUAUUUAUGUGCAGUUUCUACUUUUCUGCGUCUUCCUCCUUCCCCCUCACUACAAAUAGCCACCGUCUCCGCCGCGACGCCCACUGGACGCUCCGCCGCUGCGAAUCAAUUGCUGUUAGAGCACUCAAGUGUGAAUCGAGAACCUCAGACAACCUAAGCAUGGGCAAAGAACAGUCCUCCUCCACCGUCGCCGCCGCCGUGGCGCACGAGGAAUUCAAGCUGGUAGGUUUCAAAAACUUCGUCCGUAAAAACCCUAAGUCCGAUCGAUUCUCCGUCCGGCACUUCCACCACAUAGAAUUCUGGUGCGGCGACGCCACCAACACCGCCAGGCGCUUCUCGUGGGGCCUCGGAAUGCCUCUCGUCGCUAAAUCUGAACUCUCCACCGGAAACUCCGUACACGCUUCGUACCUCCUCCGCUCCGGCCAGCUCAACUUCCUCUUCACCGCGCCUUACUCCCCUUCGCUCUCCAAUCCAUCCUCCGCCGCCAUCCCUACUUUCUCCUUCUCCGACCACAGUUCCUUCACUUCCUCUCACGGUUUGGCCGUCCGCGCGGUCGCUAUCCUCGUUGAUUCAGCCUUUUCUGCUUACUCCACCGCUCUCUCCGGAGGCGCUAAAUCUUCAUCUCCGCCGGUUCUUCUAUCGGACAACAAAACCGCCAUCGCCGAAGUCCACUUGUACGGCGACGUCGUACUACGAUUCGUGAGCUACGGCGAUGGUGAAGAAGCAUCCUCCGAUGGAUAUUUUCUACCAGGCUUCGAACAAAUCGAAAACGAAAGCUCUUACCAACAAUUGGAUUACGGAAUCAGAAGACUCGACCACGCCGUCGGUAACGUCCCCGAACUCGGUCCUGCGGUCGAGUACUUGAAGAACUUAACUGGAUUUCACGAAUUCGCUGAAUUCACCGCAGAGGACGUAGGCACCACCGAGAGCGGAUUGAAUUCCGUAGUCCUCGCAAACAACGACGAGACGGUGCUGUUACCAUUAAACGAGCCGGUGUACGGAACGAAGAGAAAGAGCCAAAUCCAGACAUAUUUGGAGCACAAUGAAGGUGCAGGAGUGCAGCAUUUGGCACUCACAAGUGAGGAUAUCAUCAGAACGCUGAAGGAGAUGAGGCAGAGGAGCAGCGUCGGCGGAUUUGAGUUCAUGCCUUCACCACCGCCGACGUAUUACAGGAACGUGAAGAACAGAGCCGGCGAUGUGCUUACAGAUGAACAGAUCGCCGAGUGCGAAAGGCUGGGGAUCUUGGUAGAUAGGGAUGACCAAGGAACUCUUCUCCAGAUCUUCACCAAGCCUGUGGGCGACAGGCCGACUAUAUUCAUAGAGAUCAUUCAGAGGAUCGGGUGCAUGCUUAAGGACGAGAAAGGGAACGCUUACCAGAAAGGAGGGUGCGGAGGAUUCGGUAAGGGCAACUUCUCGGAGCUCUUCAAAUCCAUCGAAGAAUACGAGAAAAUGCUCGAAGCAAAACAAGCCGUUGCUGCUUCUUGAAGGUACGUAGUGUAAUGUUUGCACGAGCAAUGGAGAUCAAAUAGUAGUUGGUAGUAUUGGUUGUAACUGCUUGCUUGUGUAGAUGUUACGUAUUUUGAAACUAAUGAAUUAUUGAAAUUUAUAUAUUAUUCAA
Andrographis paniculata is the source of this 1654-nucleotide messenger RNA. Its product is annotated as 4-hydroxyphenylpyruvate dioxygenase. NCBI's taxonomy places the organism in Eukaryota, Viridiplantae, Streptophyta, Magnoliopsida, Lamiales, Acanthaceae. Gene Ontology annotation, molecular function: 4-hydroxyphenylpyruvate dioxygenase activity. The record is from RefSeq and is a predicted model, not a curated record. The transcript is spliced from 2 exons. The coding region runs from base 43 to 1521 and encodes 492 amino acids. Gene Ontology annotation, biological process: L-tyrosine catabolic process.